Messenger RNA from Pyrus x bretschneideri (Chinese white pear), 2021 nucleotides. RefSeq names its product probable protein phosphatase 2C 65. Gene Ontology annotation, biological process: protein dephosphorylation. The transcript has 4 exons. Gene Ontology annotation, molecular function: protein serine/threonine phosphatase activity. The record is from RefSeq and is a predicted model, not a curated record. Lineage: Eukaryota; Viridiplantae; Streptophyta; Magnoliopsida; Rosales; Rosaceae. The coding region runs from base 311 to 1816 and encodes 501 amino acids.
UCCAACAACACACGACAUGAAGCUUGAUUGACUCGUUGCAUGCAUAUUGCAAUAUCUACGAUUUACGUUUCAUCCUUCUUUCCUUUUAAAAAAUAUGUUCUGAUUUCGAGAAAUAUAUCAAUCAGUUCCGAUUUCUCCACAAAUACACCAUCACCAUUCAAUUCUCUUCCCCCUCCUUUGCAUCUUCACCCAAUUUUUUCCUUUCGGGUGUUGAUUGGUUUCUGGUGGGUCCCCAUCAUUCCUCUUCUCCCAUUUUAUUGGGAACAAUCAUUUUUGUGAGAGGCUUGAUUAAUUUAAUUUCUGGAGAGACAUGGGAGCUUGUUGUACCAAGGAGAGAUCGUAUGGAGGAGGGUACAUGGAGGAUGAUGGUGUGGCCCAUCGGAAUGAGUACUACGAGGCUGAGGAGGAGGAGGAGGAUAAUGUAAGGUGUGGGGACGAUGGGGCCCGCAUAAGGUUGCAAGGGUGUUCUAGGAACAUCUCCAUGUACACCCAGCAAGGAAGAAAAGGGAUCAAUCAAGAUGCCAUGACAGUUUGGGAGGACUUUACUGAGAACGGCAUGUACUUCUGCGGUGUGUUUGAUGGUCAUGGCCCCGAAGGGCACAAAGUUGCAAGAUGCGUACGUGAUAAUUUACCCUCGAAACUCUCGGAAAUCAUCAAAAUUUACCAGCUCAACACUGGCAUAUUCAGCGACAUUGAUGUUGCCGGAAGCGAGAUCAAUGCAAACAACGGGAAUAAUCACGACAGGAAACCCAGUCGCAAUAUCUCUCUUCCGUCAUGGGAAGCCAGUUUUGUCAAAUCAUUCGAGGAAAUGGACGAGGAACUUAGCGUUGACAACACCAUUGAUAGCUUCUGCAGCGGUUCAACUGCAGUAACUGUAGUUAAACAGGUACACUUUAUUUCUUGCACUCCAAGUUUGGAGAGCAAUUCAAUAAAAUUACUUUUUCUUUUUUUUAAUUUUAUGCUGUUUCAUUUUCAGGGUGAUAAUUUGGUGAUUGCCAACUUAGGCGAUUCUCGUGCGGUUCUUGGAACUAGAUCAGGAGAAAAAAACCAAAUCGUUCCUGUCCAGCUCACGGUUGAUUUGAAACCUGAUACUCCAAGUGAAGCUGAGAGAAUUAUGAAAUGCAAAGGCAGGAUUUUAUCAGUGGAUGAAGAACCACAAGUGUAUAGAUUAUGGAUGCCGGAUGAAGAUUGCCCUGGUCUAGCAAUGGCGAGGGCUUUCGGGGAUUUCUGUGUCAAAGAUUAUGGCCUGAUCUCAAUUCCUGAAGUUUUCUACAGGAAGAUAUCAAGCGAUGACGAAUUUGUGGUCCUGGCAACUGAUGGGGUGUGGGAUGCUUUAACAAACACUGAUGUGGUAAAGAUAGUUGCUUCAGCAAGGAAGCGGUCCAUGGCAGCAGAAUUACUAGUAAGGCGUGCGGUUAGAGCAUGGAAACGAAAGUUCCCAGCAUCAAAAAUUGAUGACUGCGCAGCUAUAUGCUUGUAUCUGAAAGACAAACCUGCUUCUUCAUUAACACAUUCGACAUCCCACGUGAGCCGUCUGGGCAAAGCGAAUGACUCUCAGCUCUCACUUUCUUAUUAUAGCACAAGAUCGAACAUUGUAAGCGAUCAGGGAGGCACUGCUUCCGAGAUUAACAGCAAGAUGACGGAGGACUGGAAAGAUACUGUGUUGAAUUGUAAUGUCUCACAAGAUGCAAAGGAAGAGUGGAACGCCCUUAAAGAAGUUGACAGAGUAAAUACCAUGUUGAAGCUUCCUCGAUUUUCUAAUUGUUUGAGUCGGAGGAAAACAUCAAGGGAUUACGAAGAGGUUCAAGCUCAUUGAUUAAUUAGCUUCCUUGAUGAGGCCUUAAACGCAGUGAUUUGCAACCGCGGUUAAGGAUUAGCAACCAACAAUAUUCAUCAAACAUCUCUCAGCAGGUGCAGUUCCAGCUUCCUGCCAAAUUUGAAAGAAAAAGUGCAGCCACAAAUUCUGGUUUUAGAAUUCACUAGGGAAAAACAGAACAAGUAAAUAUUUGUCUUACCAUGAA